CUUAUUGAUUUAUAAAACAAUUAAGCUCAGAAUCAACAACAAAUUUUUGCAAAUUAUCUCUCUUCUUAAGCAUGGAAACAUGAUAUCAUAUAUCCUAUUAUUAUACUAUAUAAUAUUAAAUAUUAAAGUCUGUAAGAGUAUUUCAUUCAACACACACUUCUAAUAUUAAUAUUCAAAUCUCAUAACAAGUAUUGAAAUAAAAUAUAUAGAGAACAAACCAUUUAUUAAAUUUUGGAAUGUAUAAGAUCUCAUAUAGCAGAUAGAGAUACAUUAACUUCUCAAGUAUAUAAAAAAAUGCAAAAUGACAAGAAACACAUAUAUUACAGUAUUAAUACCAAAAAAGUAUUAAAAAAGCAGGAAAAAAUAGUUCUAACGAAUUCUACACAAUUUUGUUCUGAAUUUGUUUAAGAAUUAAAUCCGCGUUGGUACUUUAGAAUUCAGAAUGCAUCAUCGAAAAUAAAAACGGAGCUUCACGUUCAAAAAGACGUGCGUGCGCAACACUGACGCGCGCCGUUGUGUCUUCGGAGCAGCUGGAGUGAAGGUAAACCUCGCUCGUGGCCGUCGAGAGACGAAGUGGGGUAAGGGAGGCACGUUGCAGCGAGGAACAGGAAUGUCAUGGCGGCGGACGUUGGUAGGGGUAGGUAGGCAAGCAGUAGGUAGGUAGCCAGCCAGCCGCGGGACGGGAGGCACUGGCGGUCAGACCAGGUAUGGCGAAGUGAGGACGACACGCGUCACGAUGAGCUGAGUAAAUCACGGAUGAACGCUUCGAGGAACGAUCGAUUGGCCGCGCGGACGCGGCGGCAACUCAGCGGCUUUCCCUUCGACGGCGAAGAGGCGAGAGAGCGUGUUCGCAAAUGCGAACGUGAGGAGAAGACCCGCGCGCGUUGCAUCGGCGUCAUGCAUCCGUGCAGAUUCGUGCUGCUGCUGCUGUUGCUUGUCAUCGGCUGGGAGGUGAGAAGCGUGCUGGCUAAUGCGGAAACGCGACCCGUCCCCGCCGGCGUGACGGUGAGCAUUGGAAAAUGUUGCGAGCCCGAAGAGCUGCUGGUGGACGACCGAUGCACGCCCGUGGCGGAGACCAACGAGACCAAGUGGCGACCGGAAUUCGCGAGGGAGCAUCAACGAGGCGUAGCGGUCCCGAGGAGGACGGGAGGAUACAUCGAGCCCAGAUACGAGCUGAAGAUCGGACGGCCCAGAUGCGACUCCGACGAGCACCAGUGGCACGUGUACUACUAUCCGUCCGGGCCGGAUCGGCUGGCGAUCCUGCCGACCGGAGUGUUGCGUCACUACAUCGUCAAUCUGAACAGUGGUAUGGACGAGAAACGCGGCGUCUACGGCGUCCCGAUGUCAAACUUCGAUGACGACGACGACGACGACGAGGAUCGUGCCGCCAUACACCACGACUAUCCGUUCGGGCACUACUGUGCCGACAAGGUAGUGCUCAGUGGGGAUCGGUUGGUGGCGACGUAUGCCAUGCUCUGCGUGCCGGAUGUUGCUGUGCGCUGGACCGACACCAACUACCUGAUGAAGCACGCGAUCGAUCCCGCCUUCCAUGCGGUGUCGAUGGCCUGCUAUCUGAUCGUCGCGGUGGUCUAUUUCGUGCUACCGCAGUUGCGCGACCUCGCCGGCAACAUCAUCACCAGUAUGUCUCUUUGCCUCAUGGUCAACCAGUGCGCCUCCACCGUCAGGAUAUUCACCGAGUUCGGCAAUCACAUCAGCUUUAUAGUCGCCGACGCGGUCAUGUACAUUUUCCUGAUGGCCGCCUUCUUCUGGCUCAGCGCCCUGGGCUACUACGUAUGGAACACAUUUAGGUCGCGGAAUGUUUUCCUGCGGGUGACCGACGGCAGGAAGUACUGCUACUACUCAUCCUGGGUCUGGUGCCUGACGAUCUGCAUAGCCGGCACGGCUAUCUUCGCGCACUUCGCCCUCGAGACGAACAAGCCCACCGUGGGCGGCACGACCUAUCCCGGCCAGGAGACCUUGGGUUGGCUCGGGCUCUCCGUGUUGUUCAUGUGCAUCGCGUUCACCCUCAUAAUCGACUUGUGCAUGAUACUGACCACCGCGAACAGGAUCAAGCGGAUGAGCACGUACGGCCGUAUUCAUCACAAGAUGAAGUACAGUUUCCGGAUGUUCGUCUUUCUCUACGCGAUCAUGAGCGCCGGCUGGAUUUCGCUGCUGCUCUCGCAGUUCAAGUACGCUCCCCUGAUGUACUGCCACAUUGUCGUGAAUCUGCUGCAGGCGCUGCUCAUCCUGUACGUGUGCGUGUUCGGCCAGCGCAGAGUCACGUUCCUGCUCGGGAAAACGUGCAACUGCUGCGAUGCCGGUGACAACACCGAAGGCCUCGACUGGGGCGAGGAGAUGACAGCCAUCAACGCGGGUUAUUAAAGUGCGCUUAUCCUUUACGAGCGCGUAAUCUGUAUUCGGAUCGUGAUCGAGCGAUGACGAUACCGCGUUUAAAUCACGAUUGGUACAGCUCAUCGCUCGCGGAACACGUGGGAAGCAUGCCGUACAAACGUUGAAGUGCAAGUAUAUUCGAGUUGAGAAUAUACUGUUCAUACGUCACACGAUCGCAAUCUCAGAGUCAUAGCGUAUAAACGUGUAUACCUAUCGCGCACGAAUUUUACCAGAUGUAUAUCAUAGAUUAUAUGCGCAUACAUAUUGAAACCAAAAGAUAUUCUUUACAUAUUAGAGUGUGAAAAAUACGUAAAUGUGUCUCUAUUCCAGAAGGAAACAGUAUUAUACGCAUGAUAAUGCGUUAUUUUAUAUAAGUAAACGCAAAACACGUGUAAGAACAAAAAAUACGUAAGAAAGAAUACACAUAUCGUCGAAGACAAUAUCGAAAAUAUAGAAAAAUGUGGCAAUAUAAUUGUAAAUAAUGAUGCAAUAAUCAAAUUAAUGUGCAAAUUAAAUAUCGAGCGAAAUCGAGAGAAAGUCGACGAGACACUCAAACAUCUUACAAGUUUAAAAAAGUUCUGUAAGAUAUAAUAUCAUAUAUAAAAUAAUAUAUUUGCAUAUUUUUCGAUUAGAGAGUGCCCAAGUCGAUGCAACAAGCGAUGGCACUGGUAAAAUUGUGUACGUCUUUCGUAUUUCACAGUUUCGGUGAUUAUGCGUGCCUUAAAACGAAAUCAAAAUCUCUUGCCUUCUAAAAACGUACGCUUAUCAAGACAUUUUUAUCACCUUACACAAUUUUGUGACAUGUCUAGCAUCUUGCAUUUAUCCAUGUUCAUGACAUAUCAUGCCACAAGUGUACUGACUUAGAUUUUAAUCUAAAUAUAAAAUCAAUAAUCAUAUUAUGCAAUAUCGUUUUUUAUUAAAAUUGCAUUUGCCAGUGAGCGUGUUGCACAGUAUGAUUAAAAUAUGUGUCACCGAGUCUCAAAUGAUCUUGUAAUGAUCUUUUAUAAUUUUAAUGGUGUUUAGUAUGGUGUUUAGUAUUUAUAUCUAUGUAUAGUAAAUCGAUUUUUUGUACGAGAGAGAUAUUAGAUUCGAUAAAUGAAUAUUCGAGUCGA
Messenger RNA from Monomorium pharaonis (pharaoh ant), 3503 nucleotides. It is a transcript of the gene mthl5, whose product is annotated as probable G-protein coupled receptor Mth-like 5. Lineage: Eukaryota; Metazoa; Arthropoda; Insecta; Hymenoptera; Formicidae. Bases 757 to 2382 code for a protein of 541 amino acids. Gene Ontology annotation, molecular function: transmembrane signaling receptor activity. The transcript has 2 exons. Gene Ontology annotation, cellular component: membrane. Gene Ontology annotation, biological process: cell surface receptor signaling pathway. The record is from RefSeq and is a predicted model, not a curated record.